AUGGCGCGUGGGAAGGUCACGCCAAGGUCUCUGCGGCUGAGAGGUGGUCGUCGCGGCUCGGUCACGCCACGGAAGGCCGCCCUCCCUGCUCCCCGCGCGCUCCCGCUCACUCCGCACCCCUCUGCCCUCUCCUCUUCGUGUUCGUCUCCCCCCCUUCCGCCUCCCACUCCGCGGCGCCACCCCCGUGCAGGCAAGCAGGCUGCGCUGCAGCUCGCGAACCCGCCCCCUGCGCAGCUGCGCGCAUGCACGCGGGCCAGGCAAUGCAGCGGGGCAGACACGGAGCACCGCAUCUGCAAGAUCGUGCCGCCCGUGCUGCCCACGGUGCCCGCGGGCCACGUGCUGCAGCGCGGGCAGAAGCGCCCCUUCCGCUUCACCACGCGCGAGCAGCCCGUGCGCGUGGCGGCGUGCGCGCAUGGCGACCCACCCGCCUUCCGCAUGAGCGGCAGAACCUACUCUCUUCCCGAGUUCGAGCGCAAGGCCGAUCGCUUCCUGGCCACACGAUUCGCCACGUCAGCAGCGCUUCCAGCUGGCAUGGUGGAGCAGCUGUACUGGCAGGAGAUGGAGGGCGGCGGCAGGGAGGCAGGGGGGCACGCGGAGAGGAACAAGGGCGGAGGGCGAGGGGCGGAGGGGGGGGCUGGGGGCGCAGGGGCGCGCGGGGGGCGGGGGGUGGCGCAUGUGGAGUACGGCAGCGACGUGGACGGCACGGGGUUCAGCUGCGACCCGCGCGACCCCCUCGCCUCGUCUGGAUGGAACCUCAACCUGCUGCCGCGUCUGCCUGCCUCUGUGCUGCGCCGCCUGCCCGUCGAUAUCCCCGUUAGUGCCCCUCCCCCCUGCCCCUCCCCCCUGCCCCUCCCCCCUGCCCCUCCCCCCUGCCCCUCCCCCCUGCCCCUCCCCCCUGCCCCUCCCCCCUGCCGCGUCCACCCUGCAUGUCCCAAGAGAGCAUGUGCUCUCUCCUCUCUGUCCCUCCUGCGUGUUUUCACCGCAUCCAACCGAGCUGCUGUCUUUGAUCGCUGCACUCACUCUCGCCUUCAUCCCCACCAACUCCUACAACCACCCCCCGGCGUGACGGAACCCAUGCUGUACGUGGGGAUGCUCUUCAGCACCUUCGCCUGGCACGUCGAGGACCACUACCUCUACAGCCGUGCUGCUGUGCCGUGCUGUGAAGGCCAUGGCAUGGAAGGGAGUGGCACACAGAGCACAGGGAGGCGUGCAUGUGCUGUGCGCUGCAUAAACUACCAGCACAUGGGCGCGCCCAAGACGUGGUACGGCGUGCCCGCCAUGGCGGCGCAUGCCUUUGAGGCCCUCGCCAUGCGCCACGUGUACGGCCAGGGGGGGGGGCAGGGGCAGGGCGAUGGGGGCAGCCUGGUGGAGCGGGGCGAGGGGGGGCGUGCGGAUCGGGACCCUAGUGGAGUUGUGAAGAGCGAGGAGGAGGCAGGGAGGGUGCGCGGGGCAGGCGGGGCGGAGGGGAGGGGCGCGGCUGUGCAGGGUGGUGGCGCGGGGGAGGUGAGGGGCGGAGGGCGCGGGCAGAGGGGCACGUGCAGGGAGCAGGGGCGGACGCAUGGGCGAGGGGGCGGGUGGGGGGAGAGGAGGGGGGGGCGGGGAGGGCGAGGAGGGCGGGGCCGUGGAGGGAGGGGCAUGGGUGGGGGAGGGGUGGGUGCAUGGAGUGGCGAGGAGAGGGAGGGGGCGAGCGGCUGUGGGGUGGGCGAGGCGGAGAGCGUGGGUGAUGCAGGGGCGGGCGAGCAGGGGAGGUGGGGGGGCGGGGCGGUGGGGCGGGCGUGCGCGUUGCUGAUGGGAAAGACGAGCAUGUUCUCGCCGCGCCUGCUGCUGCCGCAUGGCGUGCCCGUGGUGCGUGCCGUGCAGGCGGCGGGGGAGUUCGUGGUGACGUACCCGCGCUCGUACCAUGCUGGGUUCAGCCAUGGCUUCAACUGUGGCGAGGCGGUCAACUUCGCGCCGCCCGACUGGUUCCCCUUCGCUGCUGCUGCCGCCCGCCGCUACGCCGUGCUGCGCCGCCCGCCGCUGCUGUGCUGGGAGGAGCUGCUGUGCCGCCACGUGGUGGCGCUGCUGGCAUGCAGGCGGGGCGAGGGGGGCGAGGGGGGUGCGGGGGAGGAUGAGGAGCAUGCGGAGAAAGAGGCGAGCACAGGGCUGGAGAAGGCGGAGGGGGGUGGGAGUGCAGCGAGGACACACGGGAGGGGGGGAGAGGAGGGGCAGGAGGGGCAGGAGGAGGGGGGAGGGGGGAGGGCAGAGAAGGCGGCACGGCAUGCAGUGGUGGUGUUCUCGCCCUGCAAGGAGAGCGGCCCGGGGCCCCCUGCUGACCCUGCUGACCGCGUUGACCGCGUUGACUUGCCUGCCUGUGCAGCGGCAGCAGCGCCUGGUGGCGUGGCAAGCAGCAGUGGCGGUGGCACACAGAUAGGGCGCUGUGAGGAGGGCAGUGAGUCUCAUGCUCACGCUGUUGACCCGCCUCCCUCCACUCACACCGCUGACACUGCUGACCUCACUCACCCCUCUUACCCUCCUGCCUCCACCACACCCCUCGCCCUCAUUCACCCUGCUCACCCUGUGGGCCUUGCUCACCCUACUGAUCCCACUGACCCCGUUGACCCAACUGACCCCGUUGACCCCGUUGACCCCGUUGACCCUGUUGACCCUGUUGACCCCACUGACUCGAUUGACCCCACUGACGCUAUUCAAGCCAUCGAUGCCAUUGACGUCACCCCACCUUGCCUGGCGGCCAUUGGCCGGGUGGGGCGCAGCGCAGUGGAGCAGUUUGUGCGGCUGGUGGGCGAGGAGAGGCGCAUCCAGGCGUGGAUGGAGCAGCGCUCGGCCGUGGUGGCGGUGCUGCCGGGGCUGUCAGCAGCGGUGCCGUGCUCGCUGUGCUGCCGCCUGUGCCACCUGGCCGUGGUGGCGUGCUGCUGUGUGCGCGACCCCAUCUGCCUGCACCAUGCCAGCAUCAACCACGCGUGUCGCUGUGGUGCCCUGCGCGUCAUCUCGCUGCGCCGCCACACACCCGCCCUCCACCGCCUCGCCCUGCGCCUGCACACCGCUCUCUCUGCCUCCCGCAUCGCGCCCCACCGCACUGCACGCCCGCCCCAGGAGCACCCGAUGGCAGGGCGCGCAGCAGCGGCAGCGGGCGUGCUGGCAGCGCUGGGAGCAGCGGCACCGGCGCGGUGGGAUGAGGACGUGGCGGAUAUCGAAUCACUCUCUAACGAGCAUGACCUGGAGGGGUUCCGCGGGGGAUUUGAGGGGGAGGGGUGGGUGGUUGGGGGUGGGGGGGGCGGAGGGCAGGGGGCGGACAUGAAGAAUGGGGAGGCGGAGGAAGCAGGAGGAGGGCGUACUGUGGGAGGAAUGGGUGCGGUCAUUGAGAGCGGUGGCGAGGGGUUCAGUGACGGCACGCAUUGUGGUCGUGACAUUGACGACAAGCCAUGCAAUGAUAUAGCAUGUGGUGACGUGGCAUGUGGUGGCAAUAUGUGGUGUGGCACAGGGGAGGGCGAGGAAGCACAGUGUGGUGGCAGUGACUGUGGUGUGAGAGAUGGAGGUGGUGAGAUGCCAUGGGGCAGGCGUGCGUGCCAUGAUGGCCAGCAACUCAGUGAGCAGCACAGCCGUGCCGCCUGCCCUGCACCACCCUGCUUGCCACCGCCCCACGUGCCUCUGCCACACCCUAGCCAAGCGUGCAAGAUGCAGCAGGGUGAAGACAUGCGUGGUGAGGGGGAGCAGGUGGCAGCGGUACAGGUCACACAAGGGACCGCCGUGUGUGCUCACCAUGCACGCCCAGCAGCUCACGGUGUUGUGAGGGCAGCAGAGGGGCGGGCAUGGGAGCAGCGCGGCCAGCGCCCUCCCACAAGGGGGCGUGCUGCCUGCCCACCCCCGGCCCUCCCCUCUCCCGCUCCCCCGCACGCCCAUCCCAUGGCACCGGGGGGGGCAUGCGGUGCGAUUCACAGCAGUGCAGCGCGGCACAGGCACGUGAACGCGAAUGCGGGCGCGGAGGAGAAGGUGCAGCGAGGGCAGCGCGGCCACAUGACAGCGCUGGACGUGCUGCUGCUGCCCGCGCCACCCCCCUCGCUUGCUCCCCCGCCUGCCGCCUCUCUGCUUCACCUCCCCCCACCCGCCUUGCUUGCUUCCCCGCCUGCUGCCUCCGCGGCCUGCCCCCCACCACCCCCCACCUGCACGCCCCGCGCCCUGCUUCCUCCCAGCGCUUCCCGCGCCGCUGUGCUGGCUGAGCGCCGCUCUGCCGUGGCCGCUGAUGGCCGUGUGGACGGGCCGUGGGAUGGGGGGGGAGGCGGAGUGGGGAGUGGGGGAGAGGGAGAAGGAAAAGGAGUGCAUAGGGCGGUGGUGGGAGGGGGAGAAAGAGAGGCAGCGAGUAGUGUGGGCAAGGUGGGCGGGUGUGGUGGGGGGCGGUGGCAGCAGCUGGUAGGGCCGGCGAGGGUGGAGGGGCGCGAGCACGGUGGGGGGGAAGAGGAGGAGGGGCAGAGCGAGGCAGACGAGGGAAGGGUUGUUGAGCAGCGGCAGGGAGGGCGGGCGACGGGGGAGGAGGAGGGGUUGGAUGGCGAUCAUGAGGUGGAGCAAAACGAGGAUGCCUUUGGGGCGGUGGGGGCGUUGUCACAGCAGCAGCAGGAGGCGGGGGGGGAUUUGAGGAGGGAGGAUGGGAAGGGGAAGGAUGGAGGGGGGGAAGGUACAGUGGGUGAGCAGAUGGCGUGCAGUGGCCGGCAAAGCGUGGGUGAAGAGAGGUGCUGGGAGGGAGGAAGCGGUGAAGAGCGGUGCUGUGGGGAGAUGGGAUUGGGAUGCAGCAGCAGCGGGGGGCGGAGUGGGUGUGAUGGGAGACAGGUGGGGAGCAGCGAUGGGGCAGCGCUGGCAGGGGUGGUGGAUGGGGGCGAUGCCAUGGUGCCGUCAGCAGGGAGGCGAUUAGAGAAAGACAUGGCGAUGUGUGAGACGGCGGACGGGGAAGGGCGCUGGGGACGAGUGGAGGGCGAGGGGGAAGGAGGGGAGGGAGGAGGGGAGGGAAGAGGGGAGGGAGGACAGGAGGAGAUUGGAAUGAAAGGAGGAGCGGAGGAUAGAAGGGUGGGAGGAAAGGAGAAGCAAGGGAAGCAUUCAGAAGAGGAAAAAGGGAAGAAAAGAGGAGAGGUAGGAGAGGAGGAAGGAGGGGAAGAAGGAGAGGAGGAAGGCGGGGAGGGACAAAGGGAGGGAAGAGAGGAGGGAAGGGAAGAAGGAGGGGAGGUAGGAGAGGAGGAAAGGAGGGAGGAAAGUGGGGAGGAGAGAAUAAGGGUAGGAGAGGAGGAAGAAGGGGAAGCCAGACAGGAGGAGAGUGGGGAGGGACAAAGGGAGGGAAGAGAAAAGGAAAGUGAUGGAAGAAGGGAUGGAGGAGAGGAGGAAGAAGGGAAGGACGGAGAGGAGGAAAGAGGGGAGGAAAGAGGAGAGGAAAGAAGGGGGGAAAGUGGGGAGGAAAGAGGGGAGGACGGAAAGGAGCAAAGUGGGGACGAAAGUGGGGAGGAAAGUGGGGAGGAAAAUGGGGAAGAAAGUGGGGAGGGGCAUGGGGAGGGAAGAGGGGAGGGAGGAGUGGAGGAAGGAGGGGAUGAAGGGGAGGAGAAAGGGAGAGUGGGAGGAACAGAGAAAGGGAGAGAGGGAGGAACAGAGAAAGGGAGAGAGGGAGGAGUGAAGGUGCGAGGGGAUGGAGGUGAAGGGGAAGGUGAGGGGGGAGGUGAGGAAAGAGGUGAGGGGGGAGGGGAGGGCGUGGAAGGGGCGGUGCGUGCAGGCAGGGGUGGAAGGGCGGGUGGGUGUGAGGGGGGUGGUGGCGCCUGCAAUGGCGUGCGCAGGGUAGAUGGAGGAAGCGGCGAGUGGCGUGGCGAGUGGGAUGCGCGUGGGGAGAGGGCACUAGAUGCGAGUGAGGUGGGGUGCGCACCAUGUGAUGCAUCAUCAGGUGAGGCGGUAGCAGCAGCAGCGGGUGCAGGGGGGGGAGGAAGGGCGCUGGGCAGAAUGGUGGGGCAGGAGGGGCAGCAGGAGGGGCAGCAGGAGGGGCAGCAGGAGGGGCAGCAGCGGUGCAGCGGAGGGGCGAGCAGGCGGCGGCGGCGGCAGCUGUGGAUGGUGUGGGACGGCGGGCGGCGCCGCAAGAAGAGCCGCUCCACUCAGGGGGGACCAUUGCCAGGCGCUGCUGCUGGCGCUGCUGCCCCCUCGCCCCGUGCUCAUGGCAGCGCUGCUGCCCCACGUGGUGGCGGUGGGUGUGCUGGCAGCACCAGCAGUGGCAGUGCGAACAGCAGCGGUGACGAGUGGCGCUGGGCGUGGGAGAGCAAGGGGCGGAGGAGCAGGCGGGGCAGGCGAGACGUGGGGCACUUGUUGACACGAGGGGAGAAGGGGGGAACGGCGGUAGGAGCGAGGGGGGAGAAGAGGAAGGCGGAGGAUGAGGGGAGGGUGGAGGCGGGCAUGGCGGCAGCAGUGAGUCCGGUGAAGCAGAGGCGGUUGGUGGAGGUGAGUGGAGGGGGCGGCAGUGCAAGGGCGUUGAGAGAGGGGAGGGGUGUUGCGGGGAGCAUGGAAGGAGUGGGCAUGGGAGGUGGGGGCUCACGAGCGCACGCAUGGCAUGCAAGCGAAGGCGGGUCGAGGUGCGAGAGUGGCGAGCUCCCGCCACUCCACCCACACACGCCUCACCGCUCCACUCGUUGCGUGCCCCUCCUCGCCACCGCCACCAAAUCGCUUCGCCACAUAAGCGCGGCGUCAGCCUUCCUCGCGCGCCCCGAAUCUGCUGAACCCCGCUUGCACGGAGCUCGCUGCGUGCUGCCCGCGUGCUCGCGCCGUCUCGAUUCCUCAUUCGCUCUCCCCCCACGCGUGCUCGCCUCGCGUGCGAUCAGCUCUUCCCCUGCCGACCGGCUUGCGGCGCCCGUGCGGAUCGCGAUCGCGCGGAAUGGGGGGAGGAGGCGGAAGCGGGGAGGUAGUGGUGGACGGGAAGCGGAUUUCUGCACGCUGCCCAUCGACACGGCCAAGGUGCGCCUGCAGCUGCAGGGCAAGCCGUCGGCGGGAGCGGGCGGAGCAGCGGGCGCAGUGAAGUACCGCGGGAUGGUGGGGACGAUGGGGACGAUCGCGCGCGAGGAGGGGCUGUCGGCGUUGUGGAAGGGGCUCGUGCCGGGGCUGCACCGCCAGUGCGUCUAUGGCGGCCUGCGCAUCGGCCUCUACGACCCCGUGAAGGCGCUGUUCGUGGGCAAGGACCACACGGGCGACGUGCCUCUCACCGUCAAGAUCGCCGCCGCCCUCACCACAGGGGCGGUGGGCAUAUCAAUCGCCAACCCCACGGAUCUGGUGAAGGUGCGCCUGCAGUCGGAGGGGCGUCUGGCGCCCGGCACGCCCAAGCGCUAUUCCGGUGCUCUCAACGCCUACGCCACCAUCGCCCGCCAGGAGGGCGUGGCGGCGCUGUGGACGGGUGUGGGGCCCAACAUCGCACGCAACGCCAUCAUCAACGCCGCUGAGCUCGCCAGCUAUGACCAGAUCAAACAGUCGCUGCUCAAGGUACCGGGCUUCGGGGACAACGUGGGGACGCACCUCAUCGCUGGGCUCGGCGCCGGCUUCUUCGCCGUCUGCAUCGGCUCGCCCGUCGAUGUGGUGAAGUCGAGGGUGAUGGGCGACAGCAGCGGGCAGUACAAGGGCACGCUCGACUGCUUCCUCAAGACCUUCCGCAACGACGGCGUGAUGGCGUUCUACAAGGGCUUCAUCCCCAACUUCGGCCGCCUGGGCUCCUGGAAUGUCAUCAUGUUCCUCACGCUCGAGCAGGUGCGUUCCGCCCUCACGCUCGAGCAGGUGCGUUCCGCCCUCACGCUCGAGCAGGUGCGUUCCGCCCUCACGCUCGAGCAGGUGCGUUCCGCCCUCACGCUCGAGCAGGUGCGUUCCGCCCUCACGCUCGAGCAGGUGCGUUCCGCCCUCACGCUCGAGCAGGUGCGUUCCGCCCUCACGCUCGAGCAGGUGCGUUCCGCCCUCACGCUCGAGCAGGUGCGUUCCGCCCUCACGCUCGAGCAGGUGCGUUCCGCCCUCACGCUCGAGCAGGUGCGUUCCGCCCUCACGCUCGAGCAGGUGCGUUCCGCCCUCACGCUCGAGCAGGUGCGUUCCGCCCUCACGCUCGAGCAGGUGCGUUCCGCCCUCACGCUCGAGCAGGUGCGUUCCGCCCUCACGCUCGAGCAGGUGCGUUCCGCCCUCACGCUCGAGCAGGUGCGUUCCGCCCUCACGCUCGAGCAGGUGCGUUCCGCCCUCACGCUCGAGCAGGUGCGUUCCGCCCUCACGCUCGAGCAGGUGCGUUCCGCCCUCACGCUCGAGCAGGUGCGUUCCGCCCUCACGCUCGAGCAGGUGCGUUCCGCCCUCACGCUCGAGCAGGUGCGUUCCGCCCUCACGCUCGAGCAGGUGCGUUCCGCCCUCACGCUCGAGCAGGUGCGUUCCGCCCUCACGCUCGAGCAGGUGCGUUCCGCCCUCACGCUCGAGCAGGUGCGUUCCGCCCUCACGCUCGAGCAGGUGCGUUCCGCCCUCACGCUCGAGCAGGUGCGUUCCGCCCUCACGCUCGAGCAGGUGCGUUCCGCCCUCACGCUCGAGCAGGUGCGUUCCGCCCUCACGCUCGAGCAGGUGCGUUCCGCCCUCACGCUCGAGCAGGUGCGUUCCGCCCUCACGCUCGAGCAGGUGCGUUCCGCCCUCACGCUCGAGCAGGUGCGUUCCGCCCUCACGCUCGAGCAGGUGCGUUCCGCCCUCACGCUCGAGCAGGUGCGUUCCGCCCUCACGCUCGAGCAGGUGCGUUCCGCCCUCACGCUCGAGCAGGUGCGUUCCGCCCUCACGCUCGAGCAGGUGCGUUCCGCCCUCACGCUCGAGCAGGUGCGUUCCGCCCUCACGCUCGAGCAGGUGCGUUCCGCCCUCACGCUCGAGCAGGUGCGUUCCGCCCUCACGCUCGAGCAGGUGCGUUCCGCCCUCACGCUCGAGCAGGUGCGUUCCGCCCUCACGCUCGAGCAGGUGCGUUCCGCCCUCACGCUCGAGCAGGUGCGUUCCGCCCUCACGCUCGAGCAGGUGCGUUCCGCCCUCACGCUCGAGCAGGUGCGUUCCGCCCUCACGCUCGAGCAGGUGCGUUCCGCCCUCACGCUCGAGCAGGUGCGUUCCGCCCUCACGCUCGAGCAGGUGCGUUCCGCCCUCACGCUCGAGCAGGUGCGUUCCGCCCUCACGCUCGAGCAGGUGCGUUCCGCCCUCACGCUCGAGCAGGUGCGUUCCGCCCUCACGCUCGAGCAGGUGCGUUCCGCCCUCACGCUCGAGCAGGUGCGUUCCGCCCUCACGCUCGAGCAGGUGCGUUCCGCCCUCACGCUCGAGCAGGUGCGUUCCGCCCUCACGCUCGAGCAGGUGCGUUCCGCCCUCACGCUCGAGCAGGUGCGUUCCGCCCUCACGCUCGAGCAGGUGCGUUCCGCCCUCACGCUCGAGCAGGUGCGUUCCGCCCUCACGCUCGAGCAGGUGCGUUCCGCCCUCACGCUCGAGCAGGUGCGUUCCGCCCUCACGCUCGAGCAGGUGCGUUCCGCCCUCACGCUCGAGCAGGUGCGUUCCGCCCUCACGCUCGAGCAGGUGCGUUCCGCCCUCACGCUCGAGCAGGUGCGUUCCGCCCUCACGCUCGAGCAGGUGCGUUCCGCCCUCACGCUCGAGCAGGUGCGUUCCGCCCUCACGCUCGAGCAGGUGCGUUCCGCCCUCACGCUCGAGCAGGUGCGUUCCGCCCUCACGCUCGAGCAGGUGCGUUCCGCCCUCACGCUCGAGCAGGUGCGUUCCGCCCUCACGCUCGAGCAGGUGCGUUCCGCCCUCACGCUCGAGCAGGUGCGUUCCGCCCUCACGCUCGAGCAGGUGCGUUCCGCCCUCACGCUCGAGCAGGUGCGUUCCGCCCUCACGCUCGAGCAGGUGCGUUCCGCCCUCACGCUCGAGCAGGUGCGUUCCGCCCUCACGCUCGAGCAGGUGCGUUCCGCCCUCACGCUCGAGCAGGUGCGUUCCGCCCUCACGCUCGAGCAGGUGCGUUCCGCCCUCACGCUCGAGCAGGUGCGUUCCGCCCUCACGCUCGAGCAGGUGCGUUCCGCCCUCACGCUCGAGCAGGUGCGUUCCGCCCUCACGCUCGAGCAGGUGCGUUCCGCCCUCACGCUCGAGCAGGUGCGUUCCGCCCUCACGCUCGAGCAGGUGCGUUCCGCCCUCACGCUCGAGCAGGUGCGUUCCGCCCUCACGCUCGAGCAGGUGCGUUCCGCCCUCACGCUCGAGCAGGUGCGUUCCGCCCUCACGCUCGAGCAGGUGCGUUCCGCCCUCACGCUCGAGCAGGUGCGUUCCGCCCUCACGCUCGAGCAGGUGCGUUCCGCCCUCACGCUCGAGCAGGUGCGUUCCGCCCUCACGCUCGAGCAGGUGCGUUCCGCCCUCACGCUCGAGCAGGUGCGUUCCGCCCUCACGCUCGAGCAGGUGCGUUCCGCCCUCACGCUCGAGCAGGUGCGUUCCGCCCUCACGCUCGAGCAGGUGCGUUCCGCCCUCACGCUCGAGCAGGUGCGUUCCGCCCUCACGCUCGAGCAGGUGCGUUCCGCCCUCACGCUCGAGCAGGUGCGUUCCGCCCUCACGCUCGAGCAGGUGCGUUCCGCCCUCACGCUCGAGCAGGUGCGUUCCGCCCUCACGCUCGAGCAGGUGCGUUCCGCCCUCACGCUCGAGCAGGUGCGUUCCGCCCUCACGCUCGAGCAGGUGCGUUCCGCCCUCACGCUCGAGCAGGUGCGUUCCGCCCUCACGCUCGAGCAGGUGCGUUCCGCCCUCACGCUCGAGCAGGUGCGUUCCGCCCUCACGCUCGAGCAGGUGCGUUCCGCCCUCACGCUCGAGCAGGUGCGUUCCGCCCUCACGCUCGAGCAGGUGCGUUCCGCCCUCACGCUCGAGCAGGUGCGUUCCGCCCUCACGCUCGAGCAGGUGCGUUCCGCCCUCACGCUCGAGCAGGUGCGUUCCGCCCUCACGCUCGAGCAGGUGCGUUCCGCCCUCACGCUCGAGCAGGUGCGUUCCGCCCUCACGCUCGAGCAGGUGCGUUCCGCCCUCACGCUCGAGCAGGUGCGUUCCGCCCUCACGCUCGAGCAGGUGCGUUCCGCCCUCACGCUCGAGCAGGUGCGUUCCGCCCUCACGCUCGAGCAGGUGCGUUCCGCCCUCACGCUCGAGCAGGUGCGUUCCGCCCUCACGCUCGAGCAGGUGCGUUCCGCCCUCACGCUCGAGCAGGUGCGUUCCGCCCUCACGCUCGAGCAGGUGCGUUCCGCCCUCACGCUCGAGCAGGUGCGUUCCGCCCUCACGCUCGAGCAGGUGCGUUCCGCCCUCACGCUCGAGCAGGUGCGUUCCGCCCUCACGCUCGAGCAGGUGCGUUCCGCCCUCACGCUCGAGCAGGUGCGUUCCGCCCUCACGCUCGAGCAGGUGCGUUCCGCCCUCACGCUCGAGCAGGUGCGUUCCGCCCUCACGCUCGAGCAGGUGCGUUCCGCCCUCACGCUCGAGCAGGUGCGUUCCGCCCUCACGCUCGAGCAGGUGCGUUCCGCCCUCACGCUCGAGCAGGUGCGUUCCGCCCUCACGCUCGAGCAGGUGCGUUCCGCCCUCACGCUCGAGCAGGUGCGUUCCGCCCUCACGCUCGAGCAGGUGCGUUCCGCCCUCACGCUCGAGCAGGUGCGUUCCGCCCUCACGCUCGAGCAGGUGCGUUCCGCCCUCACGCUCGAGCAGGUGCGUUCCGCCCUCACGCUCGAGCAGGUGCGUUCCGCCCUCACGCUCGAGCAGGUGCGUUCCGCCCUCACGCUCGAGCAGGUGCGUUCCGCCCUCACGCUCGAGCAGGUGCGUUCCGCCCUCACGCUCGAGCAGGUGCGUUCCGCCCUCACGCUCGAGCAGGUGCGUUCCGCCCUCACGCUCGAGCAGGUGCGUUCCGCCCUCACGCUCGAGCAGGUGCGUUCCGCCCUCACGCUCGAGCAGGUGCGUUCCGCCCUCACGCUCGAGCAGGUGCGUUCCGCCCUCACGCUCGAGCAGGUGCGUUCCGCCCUCACGCUCGAGCAGGUGCGUUCCGCCCUCACGCUCGAGCAGGUGCGUUCCGCCCUCACGCUCGAGCAGGUGCGUUCCGCCCUCACGCUCGAGCAGGUGCGUUCCGCCCUCACGCUCGAGCAGGUGCGUUCCGCCCUCACGCUCGAGCAGGUGCGUUCCGCCCUCACGCUCGAGCAGGUGCGUUCCGCCCUCACGCUCGAGCAGGUGCGUUCCGCCCUCACGCUCGAGCAGGUGCGUUCCGCCCUCACGCUCGAGCAGGUGCGUUCCGCCCUCACGCUCGAGCAGGUGCGUUCCGCCCUCACGCUCGAGCAGGUGCGUUCCGCCCUCACGCUCGAGCAGGUGCGUUCCGCCCUCACGCUCGAGCAGGUGCGUUCCGCCCUCACGCUCGAGCAGGUGCGUUCCGCCCUCACGCUCGAGCAGGUGCGUUCCGCCCUCACGCUCGAGCAGGUGCGUUCCGCCCUCACGCUCGAGCAGGUGCGUUCCGCCCUCACGCUCGAGCAGGUGCGUUCCGCCCUCACGCUCGAGCAGGUGCGUUCCGCCCUCACGCUCGAGCAGGUGCGUUCCGCCCUCACGCUCGAGCAGGUGCGUUCCGCCCUCACGCUCGAGCAGGUGCGUUCCGCCCUCACGCUCGAGCAGGUGCGUUCCGCCCUCACGCUCGAGCAGGUGCGUUCCGCCCUCACGCUCGAGCAGGUGCGUUCCGCCCUCACGCUCGAGCAGGUGCGUUCCGCCCUCACGCUCGAGCAGGUGCGUUCCGCCCUCACGCUCGAGCAGGUGCGUUCCGCCCUCACGCUCGAGCAGGUGCGUUCCGCCCUCACGCUCGAGCAGGUGCGUUCCGCCCUCACGCUCGAGCAGGUGCGUUCCGCCCUCACGCUCGAGCAGGUGCGUUCCGCCCUCACGCUCGAGCAGGUGCGUUCCGCCCUCACGCUCGAGCAGGUGCGUUCCGCCCUCACGCUCGAGCAGGUGCGUUCCGCCCUCACGCUCGAGCAGGUGCGUUCCGCCCUCACGCUCGAGCAGGUGCGUUCCGCCCUCACGCUCGAGCAGGUGCGUUCCGCCCUCACGCUCGAGCAGGUGCGUUCCGCCCUCACGCUCGAGCAGGUGCGUUCCGCCCUCACGCUCGAGCAGGUGCGUUCCGCCCUCACGCUCGAGCAGGUGCGUUCCGCCCUCACGCUCGAGCAGGUGCGUUCCGCCCUCACGCUCGAGCAGGUGCGUUCCGCCCUCACGCUCGAGCAGGUGCGUUCCGCCCUCACGCUCGAGCAGGUGCGUUCCGCCCUCACGCUCGAGCAGGUGCGUUCCGCCCUCACGCUCGAGCAGGUGCGUUCCGCCCUCACGCUCGAGCAGGUGCGUUCCGCCCUCACGCUCGAGCAGGUGCGUUCCGCCCUCACGCUCGAGCAGGUGCGUUCCGCCCUCACGCUCGAGCAGGUGCGUUCCGCCCUCACGCUCGAGCAGGUGCGUUCCGCCCUCACGCUCGAGCAGGUGCGUUCCGCCCUCACGCUCGAGCAGGUGCGUUCCGCCCUCACGCUCGAGCAGGUGCGUUCCGCCCUCACGCUCGAGCAGGUGCGUUCCGCCCUCACGCUCGAGCAGGUGCGUUCCGCCCUCACGCUCGAGCAGGUGCGUUCCGCCCUCACGCUCGAGCAGGUGCGUUCCGCCCUCACGCUCGAGCAGGUGCGUUCCGCCCUCACGCUCGAGCAGGUGCGUUCCGCCCUCACGCUCGAGCAGGUGCGUUCCGCCCUCACGCUCGAGCAGGUGCGUUCCGCCCUCACGCUCGAGCAGGUGCGUUCCGCCCUCACGCUCGAGCAGGUGCGUUCCGCCCUCACGCUCGAGCAGGUGCGUUCCGCCCUCACGCUCGAGCAGGUGCGUUCCGCCCUCACGCUCGAGCAGGUGCGUUCCGCCCUCACGCUCGAGCAGGUGCGUUCCGCCCUCACGCUCGAGCAGGUGCGUUCCGCCCUCACGCUCGAGCAGGUGCGUUCCGCCCUCACGCUCGAGCAGGUGCGUUCCGCCCUCACGCUCGAGCAGGUGCGUUCCGCCCUCACGCUCGAGCAGGUGCGUUCCGCCCUCACGCUCGAGCAGGUGCGUUCCGCCCUCACGCUCGAGCAGGUGCGUUCCGCCCUCACGCUCGAGCAGGUGCGUUCCGCCCUCACGCUCGAGCAGGUGCGUUCCGCCCUCACGCUCGAGCAGGUGCGUUCCGCCCUCACGCUCGAGCAGGUGCGUUCCGCCCUCACGCUCGAGCAGGUGCGUUCCGCCCUCGCGCUCGAGCAGGUGCGUUCCGCCCUCGCGCUCGAGCAGGUGCGUUCCGCCCUCGCGCUCGAGCAGGUGCGUUCCGCCCUCGCGCUCGAGCAGGUGCGUUCCGCCCUCGCGCUCGAGCAGGUGCGUUCCGCCCUCGCGCUCGAGCAGGUGCGUUCCGCCCUCGCGCUCGAGCAGGUGCGUUCCGCCCUCGCGCUCGAGCAGGUGCGUUCCGCCCUCGCGCUCGAGCAGGUGCGUUCCGCCCUCGCGCUCGAGCAGGUGCGUUCCGCCCUCGCGCUCGAGCAGGUGCGUUCCGCCCUCGCGCUCGAGCAGGUGCGUUCCGCCCUCGCGCUCGAGCAGGUGCGUUCCGCCCUCGCGCUCGAGCAGGUGCGUUCCGCCCUCGCGCUCGAGCAGGUGCGUUCCGCCCUCGCGCUCGAGCAGGUGCGUUCCGCCCUCGCGCUCGAGCAGGUGCGUUCCGCCCUCGCGCUCGAGCAGGUGCGUUCCGCCCUCGCGCUCGAGCAGGUGCGUUCCGCCCUCACGCUCGAGCAGGUGCGUUCCGCCCUCACGCUCGAGCAGGUGCGUUCCGCCCUCACGCUCGAGCAGGUGCGUUCCGCCCUCACGCUCGAGCAGGUGCGUUCCGCCCUCACGCUCGAGCAGGUGCGUUCCGCCCUCACGCUCGAGCAGGUGCGUUCCGCCCUCACGCUCGAGCAAGUGCGUUCCGCCCUCACCCUCGAGCAGGUGCGUUCCGCCCUCACCCUCGAGCAGGUGCGUUCCGCCCUCACGCUCGAGCAGGUGCGUUCCGCCCUCACGCUCGAGCAGGUGCGUUCCGCCCUCACGCUCGAGCAGGUGCGUUCCGCCCUCACGCUCGAGCAGGUGCGUUCGGCCCUCACGCUCGAGCAGGUGCGUUCCGCCCUCACGCUCGAGCAGGUGCGUUCCGCCCUCACGCUCGAGCAGGUGCGUUCCGCCCUCACGCUCGAGCAGGUGCGUUCCGCCCUCACGCUCGAGCAAGUGCGUUCCGCCCUCACGCUCGAGCAGGUGCGUUCCGCCCUCACGCUCGAGCAGGUGCGUUCCGCCCUCACGCUCGAGCAGGUGCGUUCUGCCCUCACGCUCGAGCAGGUGCGUUCUGCCCACACGCUCGAGCAGGUGCGUUCUGCCCUCACGCUCGAGCAGGUGCGUUCUGCCCUCACGCUCGAGCAGGUGCGUUCUGCCCUCACGCUCGAGCAGGUGCGUUCUGCCCUCACGCUCGAGCAGGUGCGUUCUGCCCUCACGCUCGAGCAGGUGCGUUCUGCCCUCACGCUCGAGCAGGUGCGUUCUGCCCUCACGCUCGAGCAGGUGCGUUCUGCCCUCACGCUCGAGCAGGUGCGUUCUGCCCUCACGCUCGAGCAGGUGCGUUCUGCCCUCACGCUCGAGCAGGUGCGUUCUGCCCUCACGCUCGAGCAGGUGCGUUCUGCCCUCACGCUCGAGCAGGUGCGUUCUGCCCUCACGCUCGAGCAGGUGCGUUCUGCCCUCACGCUCGAGCAGGUGCGUUCUGCCCUCACGCUCGAGCAGGUGCGUUCUGCCCUCACGCUCGAGCAGGUGCGUUCUGCCCUCACGCUCGAGCAGGUGCGUUCUGCCCUCACGCUCGAGCAGGUGCGUUCUGCCCUCACGCUCGAGCAGGUGCGUUCUGCCCUCACCCUCGAGCAGGUGCGUUCUGCCCUCACCCUCGAGCAGGUGCGUUCUGCCCUCACGCUCGAGCAGGUGCGUUCUGCCCUCACGCUCGAGCAGGUGCGUUCUGCCCUCACGCUCGAGCAGGUGCGUUCUGCCCUCACCCUCGAGCAGGUGCGUUCUGCCCUCACCCUCGAGCAGGUGCGUUCUGCCCUCACCACCGAGCAGGUGCGUUCUGCCCUCACCCUCGAGCAGGUGCGUUCCGCCCUCACCCUCGAGCAGGUGCGUUCCGCCCUCACCCUCGAGCAGGUGCGUUCCGCCCUCACCCUCGAGCAGGUGCGUUCCGCCCUCACGCUCGAGCAGGUGCGUUCCGCCCUCACCCUCGAGCAGGUGCGUUCCGCCCUCACGCUCGAGCAGGUGCGUUCCGCCCUCACGCUCGAGCAGGUGCGUUCUGCCCUCACGCUCGAGCAGGUGCGUUCCGCCCUCACCCUCGAGCAGGUGCGUUCCGCCCUCACCCUCGAGCAGGUGCGUUCCGCCCUCACCCUCGAGCAGGUGCGUUCCGCCCUCACGCUCGAGCAGGUGCGUUCCGCCCUCACCCUCGAGCAGGUGCGUUCCGCCCUCACGCUCGAGCAGGUGCGUUCCGCCCUCACGCUCGAGCAGGUGCGUUCUGCCCUCACGCUCGAGCAGGUGCGUUCCGCCCUCACCCUCGAGCAGGUGCGUUCCGCCCUCACCCUCGAGCAGGUGCGUUCCGCCCUCACGCUCGAGCAGGUGCGUUCUGUCCUCACGCUCGAGCAGGUGCGUUCCGCCCUCACCCUCGAGCAGGUGCGUUCCGCCCUCACCCUCGAGCAGGUGCGUUCCGCCCUCACGCUCGAGCAGGUGCGUUCCGCCCUCACGCUCGAGCAGGUGCGUUCCGCCCUCACCCUCGAGCAGGUGCGUUCUGCCCUCACGCUCGAGCAGGUGCGUUCUGCCCUCAUGCUCGAGCAGGUGCGUUCUGCCCUCACGCUCGAGCAGGUGCGUUCUGCCCUCACGCUCGAGCAGGUGCGUUCUGCCCUCACGCUCGAGCAGGUGCGUUCUGCCCUCACGCUCGAGCAGGUGCGUUCUGCCCUCACGCUCGAGCAGGUGCGUUCUGCCCUCACCCUCGAGCAGGUGCGUUCUGCCCUCACCCUCGAGCAGGUGCGUUCUGCCCUCACCCUCGAGCAGGUGCGUUCUGCCCUCACCCUCGAGCAGGUGCGUUCCGCCCUCACCCUCGAGCAGGUGCGUUCCGCCCUCACCCUCGAGCAGGUGCGUUCCGCCCUCACCCUCGAGCAGGUGCGUUCCGCCCUCACGCUCGAGCAGGUGCGUUCCGCCCUCACCCUCGAGCAGGUGCGUUCCGCCCUCACGCUCGAGCAGGUGCGUUCCGCCCUCACGCUCGAGCAGGUGCGUUCUGCCCUCACGCUCGAGCAGGUGCGUUCCGCCCUCACCCUCGAGCAGGUGCGUUCUGCCCUCACCCUCGAGCAGGUGCGUUCCGCCCUCACCCUCGAGCAGGUGCGUUCCGCCCUCACGCUCGAGCAGGUGCGUUCCGCCCUCACCCUCGAGCAGGUGCGUUCCGCCCUCACGCUCGAGCAGGUGCGUUCCGCCCUCACGCUCGAGCAGGUGCGUUCUGCCCUCACGCUCGAGCAGGUGCGUUCCGCCCUCACCCUCGAGCAGGUGCGUUCCGCCCUCACCCUCGAGCAGGUGCGUUCCGCCCUCACGCUCGAGCAGGUGCGUUCUGUCCUCACGCUCGAGCAGGUGCGUUCCGCCCUCACCCUCGAGCAGGUGCGUUCCGCCCUCACCCUCGAGCAGGUGCGUUCCGCCCUCACGCUCGAGCAGGUGCGUUCCGCCCUCACGCUCGAGCAGGUGCGUUCCGCCCUCACCCUCGAGCAGGUGCGUUCCGCCCUCACCCUCGAGCAGGUGCGUUCCGCCCUCACCCUCGAGCAGGUGCGUUCCGCCCUCACGCUCGAGCAGGUGCGUUCCGCCCUCACGCUCGAGCAGGUGCGUUCCGCCCUCACCCUCGAGCAGGUGCGUUCCGCCCUCACCCUCGAGCAGAUGCGUUCCGCCCUCACGCUCGAGCAGGUGCGUUCCGCCCUCACGCUCGAGCAGGUGCGUUCCGCCCUCACGCUCGAGCAGGUGCGUUCCGCCCUCACGCUCGAGCAGGUGCGUUCCGCCCUCACGCUCGAGCAGGUGCGUUCCGCCCUCACGCUCGAGCAGGUGCGUUCCGCCCUCACGCUCGAGCAGGUGCGUUCCGCCCUCACCCUCGAGCAGGUGCGUUCCGCCCUCACGCUCGAGCAGGUGCGUUCCGCCCUCACGCUCGAGCAGGUGCGUUCUGCCCUCACGCUCGAACAGGUGCGUUCCGCCCUCACCCUCGAGCAGGUGCGUUCCGCCCUCACCCUCGAGCAGGUGCGUUCCGCCCUCACGCUCGAGCAGGUGCGUUCUGCCCUCACGCUCGAGCAGGUGCGUUCCGCCCUCACCCUCGAGCAGGUGCGUUCCGCCCUCACCCUCGAGCAGGUGCGUUCCGCCCUCACCCUCGAGCAGGUGCGUUCCGCCCUCACGCUCGAGCAGGUGCGUUCCGCCCUCACGCUCGAGCAGGUGCGUUCCGCCCUCACCCUCGAGCAGGUGCGUUCCGCCCUCACCCUCGAGCAGGUGCGUUCCGCCCUCACGCUCGAGCAGGUGCGUUCCGCCCUCACCCUCGAGCAGGUGCGUUCCGCCCUCACCCUCGAGCAGGUGCGUUCCGCCCUCACCCUCGAGCAGGUGCGUUCCGCCCUCACCCUCGAGCAGGUGCGUUCCGCCCUCACGCUCGAGCAGGUGCGUUCCGCCCUCACCCUCGAGCAGGUGCGUUCCGCCCUCACCCUCGAGCAGGUGCGUUCCGCCCUCACCCUCGAGCAGGUGCGUUCCGCCCUCACGCUCGAGCAGGUGCGUUCCGCCCUCACGCUCGAGCAGGUGCGUUCCGCCCUCACCCUCGAGCAGGUGCGUUCCGCCCUCACCCUCGAGCAGGUGCGUUCCGCCCUCACCCUCGAGCAGGUGCGUUCCGCCCUCACCCUCGAGCAGGUGCGUUCCGCCCUCACGCUCGAGCAGGUGCGUUCCGCCCUCACCCUCGAGCAGGUGCGUUCCGCCCUCACCCUCGAGCAGGUGCGUUCCGCCCUCACGCUCGAGCAGGUGCGUUCCGCCCUCACGCUCGAGCAGGUGCGUUCCGCCCUCACCCUCGAGCAGGUGCGUUCCGCCCUCACCCUCGAGCAGGUGCGUUCCGCCCUCACGCUCGAGCAGGUGCGUUCCGCCCUCACCCUCGAGCAGGUGCGUUCCGCCCUCACCCUCGAGCAGGUGCGUUCCGCCCUCACCCUCGAGCAGGUGCGUUCCGCCCUCACCCUCGAGCAGGUGCGUUCCGCCCUCACGCUCGAGCAGGUGCGUUCCGCCCUCACCCUCGAGCAGGUGCGUUCCGCCCUCACCCUCGAGCAGGUGCGUUCCGCCCUCACCCUCGAGCAGGUGCGUUCCACCCUCACCCUCGAGCAGGUGCGUUCCACCCUCACGCUCGAGCAGGUGCGUUCCGCCCUCACCCUCGAGCAGGUGCGUUCCACCCUCACCCUCGAGCAGGUGCGUUCCGCCCUCACGCUCGAGCAGGUGCGUUCCGCCCUCACGCUCGAGCAGGUGCGUUCUGCCCUCACGCUCGAGCAGGUGCGUUCCGCCCUCACCCUCGAGCAGGUGCGUUCCGCCCUCACGCUCGAGCAGGUGCGUUCCGCCCUCACGCUCGAGCAGGUGCGUUCCGCCCUCACGCUCGAGCAGGUGCGUUCCGCCCUCACGCUCGAGCAGGUGCGUUCUGCCCUCACGCUCGAGCAGGUGCGUUCCGCCCUCACCCUCGAGCAGGUGCGUUCCGCCCUCACCCUCGAGCAGGUGCGUUCCGCCCUCACGCUCGAGCAGGUGCGUUCCGCCCUCACGCUCGAGCAGGUGCGUUCCGCCCUCACCCUCGAGCAGGUGCGUUCCGCCCUCACCCUCGAGCAGGUGCGUUCCGCCCUCACGCUCGAGCAGGUGCGUUCCGCCCUCACGCUCGAGCAGGUGCGUUCCGCCCUCACGCUCGAGCAGGUGCGUUCCGCCCUCACGCUCGAGCAGGUGCGUUCUGCCCUCACGCUCGAGCAGGUGCGUUCCGCCCUCACCCUCGAGCAGGUGCGUUCCGCCCUCACCCUCGAGCAGGUGCGUUCCGCCCUCACGCUCGAGCAGGUGCGUUCCGCCCUCACGCUCGAGCAGGUGCGUUCCGCCCUCACGCUCGAGCAGGUGCGUUCUGCCCUCACGCUCGAGCAGGUGCGUUCCGCCCUCACCCUCGAGCAGGUGCGUUCCGCCCUCACCCUCGAGCAGGUGCGUUCCGCCCUCACGCUCGAGCAGGUGCGUUCCGCCCUCACCCUCGAGCAGGUGCGUUCCGCCCUCACCCUCGAGCAGGUGCGUUCCGCCCUCACCCUCGAGCAGGUGCGUUCCGCCCUCACGCUCGAGCAGGUGCGUUCCGCCCUCACGCUCGAGCAGGUGCGUUCCGCCCUCACCCUCGAGCAGGUGCGUUCCGCCCUCACCCUCGAGCAGGUGCGUUCCGCCCUCACCCUCGAGCAGGUGCGUUCCGCCCUCACGCUCGAGCAGGUGCGUUCCGCCCUCACGCUCGAACAGGUGCGUUCCGCCCUCACGCUCGAGCAGGUGCGUUCCGCCCUCACGCUCGAGCAGGUGCGUUCCGCCCUCACCCUCGAGCAGGUGCGUUCCGCCCUCACGCUCGAGCAGGUGCGUUCCGCCCUCACGCUCGAGCAGGUGCGUUCUGCCCUCACGCUCGAACAGGUGCGUUCCGCCCUCACCCUCGAGCAGGUGCGUUCCGCCCUCACCCUCGAGCAGGUGCGUUCCGCCCUCACGCUCGAGCAGGUGCGUUCCGCCCUCACGCUCGAGCAGGUGCGUUCCGCCCUCACCCUCGAGCAGGUGCGUUCCGCCCUCACCCUCGAGCAGGUGCGUUCCGCCCUCACCCUCGAGCAGGUGCGUUCCACCCUCACCCUCGAGCAGGUGCGUUCCACCCUCACCCUCGAGCAGGUGCGUUCCGCCCUCACCCUCGAGCAGGUGCGUUCCACCCUCACCCUCGAGCAGGUGCGUUCCGCCCUCACGCUCGAGCAGGUGCGUUCCGCCCUCACGCUCGAGCAGGUGCGUUCCGCCCUCACGCUCGAGCAGGUGCGUUCCGCCCUCACGAUCGAGCAGGUGCGUUCCGCCCUCACGCUCGAGCAGGUGCGUUCCGCCCUCACGCUCGAGCAGGUGCGUUCCGCCCUCACGCUCGAGCAGGUGCGUUCCGCCCUCACGCUCGAGCAGGUGCGUUCCGCCCUCACGCUCGAGCAGGUGCGUUCCGCCCUCACGCUCGAGCAGGUGCGUUCUGCCCUCACGCUCGAGCAGGUGCGUUCCGCCCUCACCCUCGAGCAGGUGCGUUCCGCCCUCACCCUCGAGCAGGUGCGUUCCGCCCUCACCCUCGAGCAGGUGCGUUCCGCCCUCACGCUCGAGCAGGUGCGUUCCGCCCUCACCCUCGAGCAGGUGCGUUCCGCCCUCACCCUCGAGCAGGUGCGUUCCGCCCUCACCCUCGAGCAGGUGCGUUCCGCCCUCACGCUCGAGCAGGUGCGUUCCGCCCUCACGCUCGAGCAGGUGCGUUCCGCCCUCACGCUCGAGCAGGUGCGUUCCGCCCUCACGCUCGAGCAGGUGCGUUCCGCCCUCACGCUCGAGCAGGUGCGUUCCGCCCUCACGCUCGAGCAGGUGCGUUCCGCCCUCACCCUCGAGCAGGUGCGUUCCGCCCUCACGCUCGAGCAGGUGCGUUCUGCCCUCACGCUCGAGCAGGUGCGUUCCGCCCUCACCCUCGAGCAGGUGCGUUCCGCCCUCACCCUCGAGCAGGUGCGUUCCGCCCUCACGCUCGAGCAGGUGCGUUCCGCCCUCACGCUCGAGCAGGUGCGUUCCGCCCUCACGCUCGAGCAGGUGCGUUCCGCCCUCACGCUCGAGCAGGUGCGUUCUGCCCUCACGCUCGAGCAGGUGCGUUCCGCCCUCACCCUCGAGCAGGUGCGUUCCGCCCUCACCCUCGAGCAGGUGCGUUCCGCCCUCACGCUCGAGCAGGUGCGUUCCGCCCUCACGCUCGAGCAGGUGCGUUCCGCCCUCACCCUCGAGCAGGUGCGUUCCGCCCUCACCCUCGAGCAGGUGCGUUCCGCCCUCACGCUCGAGCAGGUGCGUUCCGCCCUCACGCUCGAGCAGGUGCGUUCCGCCCUCACGCUCGAGCAGGUGCGUUCCGCCCUCACGCUCGAGCAGGUGCGUUCUGCCCUCACGCUCGAGCAGGUGCGUUCCGCCCUCACCCUCGAGCAGGUGCGUUCCGCCCUCACCCUCGAGCAGGUGCGUUCCGCCCUCACGCUCGAGCAGGUGCGUUCCGCCCUCACGCUCGAGCAGGUGCGUUCCGCCCUCACGCUCGAGCAGGUGCGUUCUGCCCUCACGCUCGAGCAGGUGCGUUCCGCCCUCACCCUCGAGCAGGUGCGUUCCGCCCUCACCCUCGAGCAGGUGCGUUCCGCCCUCACCCUCGAGCAGGUGCGUUCCGCCCUCACGCUCGAGCAGGUGCGUUCCGCCCUCACCCUCGAGCAGGUGCGUUCCGCCCUCACCCUCGAGCAGGUGCGUUCCGCCCUCACCCUCGAGCAGGUGCGUUCCGCCCUCACGCUCGAGCAGGUGCGUUCCGCCCUCACGCUCGAGCAGGUGCGUUCCGCCCUCACCCUCGAGCAGGUGCGUUCCGCCCUCACCCUCGAGCAGGUGCGUUCCGCCCUCACGCUCGAGCAGGUGCGUUCCGCCCUCACGCUCGAACAGGUGCGUUCCGCCCUCACGCUCGAGCAGGUGCGUUCCGCCCUCACGCUCGAGCAGGUGCGUUCCGCCCUCACCCUCGAGCAGGUGCGUUCCGCCCUCACGCUCGAGCAGGUGCGUUCCGCCCUCACGCUCGAGCAGGUGCGUUCUGCCCUCACGCUCGAACAGGUGCGUUCCGCCCUCACCCUCGAGCAGGUGCGUUCCGCCCUCACCCUCGAGCAGGUGCGUUCCGCCCUCACGCUCGAGCAGGUGCGUUCCGCCCUCACGCUCGAGCAGGUGCGUUCCGCCCUCACCCUCGAGCAGGUGCGUUCCGCCCUCACCCUCGAGCAGGUGCGUUCCGCCCUCACCCUCGAGCAGGUGCGUUCCACCCUCACCCUCGAGCAGGUGCGUUCCACCCUCACCCUCGAGCAGGUGCGUUCCGCCCUCACCCUCGAGCAGGUGCGUUCCACCCUCACCCUCGAGCAGGUGCGUUCCGCCCUCACGCUCGAGCAGGUGCGUUCCGCCCUCACGCUCGAGCAGGUGCGUUCCGCCCUCACGCUCGAGCAGGUGCGUUCCGCCCUCACGAUCGAGCAGGUGCGUUCCGCCCUCACGCUCGAGCAGGUGCGUUCCGCCCUCACGCUCGAGCAGGUGCGUUCCGCCCUCACGCUCGAGCAGGUGCGUUCCGCCCUCACGCUCGAGCAGGUGCGUUCCGCCCUCACGCUCGAGCAGGUGCGUUCCGCCCUCACGCUCGAGCAGGUGCGUUCUGCCCUCACGCUCGAGCAGGUGCGUUCCGCCCUCACCCUCGAGCAGGUGCGUUCCGCCCUCACCCUCGAGCAGGUGCGUUCCGCCCUCACCCUCGAGCAGGUGCGUUCCGCCCUCACGCUCGAGCAGGUGCGUUCCGCCCUCACCCUCGAGCAGGUGCGUUCCGCCCUCACCCUCGAGCAGGUGCGUUCCGCCCUCACCCUCGAGCAGGUGCGUUCCGCCCUCACGCUCGAGCAGGUGCGUUCCGCCCUCACGCUCGAGCAGGUGCGUUCCGCCCUCACGCUCGAGCAGGUGCGUUCCGCCCUCACGCUCGAGCAGGUGCGUUCCGCCCUCACGCUCGAGCAGGUGCGUUCCGCCCUCACGCUCGAGCAGGUGCGUUCCGCCCUCACCCUCGAGCAGGUGCGUUCCGCCCUCACGCUCGAGCAGGUGCGUUCCGCCCUCACGCUCGAGCAGGUGCGUUCUGCCCUCACGCUCGAACAGGUGCGUUGCGCCCUCACCCUCGAGCAGGUGCGUUCCGCCCUCACCCUCGAGCAGGUGCGUUCCGCCCUCACGCUCGAGCAGGUGCGUUCUGCCCUCACGCUCGAGCAGGUGCGUUCCGCCCUCACCCUCGAGCAGGUGCGUUCCGCCCUCACCCUCGAGCAGGUGCGUUCCGCCCUCACGCUCGAGCAGGUGCGUUCCGCCCUCACGCUCGAGCAGGUGCGUUCCGCCCUCACGCUCGAGCAGGUGCGUUCCGCCCUCACGCUCGAGCAGGUGCGUUCCGCCCUCACGCUCGAGCAGGUGCGUUCUGCCCUCACGCUCGAGCAGGUGCGUUCCGCCCUCACCCUCGAGCAGGUGCGUUCCGCCCUCACGCUCGAGCAGGUGCGUUCCGCCCUCACCCUCGAGCAGGUGCGUUCCGCCCUCACGCUCGAGCAGGUGCGUUUCGCCCUCACCCUCGAGCAGGUGCGUUCCGCCCUCACCCUCGAGCAGGUGCGUUCCGCCCUCACCCUCGAGCAGGUGCGUUCCGCCCUCACCCUCGAGCAGGUGCGUUCCGCCCUCACCCUCGAGCAGGUGCGUUCCGCCCUCACCCUCGAGCAGGUGCGUUCCGCCCUCACCCUCGAGCAGGUGCGUUCCGCCCUCACCCUCGAGCAGGUGCGUUCCGCCCUCACCCUCGAGCAGGUGCGUUCCGCCCUCACCCUCGAGCAGGUGCGUUCCGCCCUCACCCUCGAGCAGGUGCGUUCCGCCCUCACCCUCGAGCAGGUGCGUUCCGCCCUCACCCUCGAGCAGGUGCGUUCCGCCCUCACUCUCGAGCAGGUGCGUUCCGCCCUCACGCUCGAGCAGGUGCGUUCCGCCCUCACGCUCGAGCAGGUGCGUUCCGCCCUCACGCUCGAGCAGGUGCGUUCCGCCCUCACCCUCGAGCAGGUGCGUUCCGCCCUCACGCUCGAGCAGGUGCGUUCCGCCCUCACCCUCGAGCAGGUGCGUUCCGCCCUCACGCUCGAGCAGGUGCGUUCCGCCCUCACCCUCGAGCAGGUGCGUUCCGCCCUCACCCUCGAGCAGGUGCGUUCCGCCCUCACCCUCGAGCAGGUGCGUUCCGCCCUCACCCUCGAGCAGGUGCGUUCCGCCCUCACCCUCGAGCAGGUGCGUUCCGCCCUCACCCUCGAGCAGGUGCGUUCCGCCCUCACCCUCGAGCAGGUGCGUUCCGCCCUCACCCUCGAGCAGGUGCGUUCCGCCCUCACCCUCGAGCAGGUGCGUUCCGCCCUCACGCUCGAGCAGGUGCGUUCCGCCCUCACCCUCGAGCAGGUGCGUUCCGCCCUCACCCUCGAGCAGGUGCGUUCCGCCCUCACGCUCGAGCAGGUGCGUUCCGCCCUCACGCUCGAGCAGGUGCGUUCCGCCCUCACCCUCGAGCAGGUGCGUUCCGCCCUCACCCUCGAGCAGGUGCGUUCCGCCCUCACCCUCGAGCAGGUGCGUUCCGCCCUCACGCUCGAGCAGGUGCGUUCCGCCCUCACCCUCGAGCAGGUGCGUUCCGCCCUCACCCUCGAGCAGGUGCGUUCCGCCCUCACCCUCGAGCAGGUGCGUUCCGCCCUCACGCUCGAGCAGGUGCGUUCUGCCCUCACGCUCGAGCAGGUGCGUUCCGCCCUCACCCUCGAGCAGGUGCGUUCCGCCCUCACCCUCGAGCAGGUGCGUUCUGCCCUCACGCUCGAGCAGGUGCGUUCUGCCCUCACGCUCGAGCAGGUGCGUUCCGCCCUCACCCUCGAGCAGGUGCGUUCCGCCCUCACCCUCGAGCAGGUGCGUUCCGCCCUCACCCUCGAGCAGGUGCGUUCCGCCCUCACCCUCGAGCAGGUGCGUUCCGCCCUCACCCUCGAGCAGGUGCGUUCCGCCCUCACGCUCGAGCAGGUGCGUUCCGCCCUCACGCUCGAGCAGGUGCGUUCUGCCCUCACGCUCGAGCAGGUGCGUUCCGCCCUCACCCUCGAGCAGGUGCGUUCCGCCCUCACCCUCGAGCAGGUGCGUUCUGCCCUCACGCUCGAGCAGGUGCGUUCUGCCCUCACGCUCGAGCAGGUGCGUUCCGCCCUCACCCUCGAGCAGGUGCGUUCCGCCCUCACCCUCGAGCAGGUGCGUUCCGCCCUCACGCUCGAGCAGGUGCGUUCCGCCCUCACGCUCGAGCAGGUGCGUUCCGCCCUCACCCUCGAGCAGGUGCGUUCCGCCCUCACCCUCGAGCAGGUGCGUUCCGCCCUCACCCUCGAGCAGGUGAGAUCCGCCCUCACGCUCGAGCAGGUGCGUUCCGCCCUCACCCUCGAGCAGGUGCGUUCCGCCCUCACCCUCGAGCAGGUGCGUUCCGCCCUCACCCUCGAGCAGGUGCGUUCCGCCCUCACGCUCGAGCAGGUGCGUUCUGCCCUCACGCUCGAGCAGGUGCGUUCCGCCCUCACCCUCGAGCAGGUGCGUUCCGCCCUCACCCUCGAGCAGGUGCGUUCUGCCCUCACGCUCGAGCAGGUGCGUUCUGCCCUCACGCUCGAGCAGGUGCGUUCCGCCCUCACCCUCGAGCAGGUGCGUUCCGCCCUCACCCUCGAGCAGGUGCGUUCCGCCCUCACGCUCGAGCAGGUGCGUUCCGCCCUCACGCUCGAGCAGGUGCGUUCCGCCCUCACCCUCGAGCAGGUGCGUUCCGCCCUCACCCUCGAGCAGGUGCGUUCCGCCCUCACCCUCGAGCAGGUGCGUUCCGCCCUCACGCUCGAGCAGGUGCGUUCCGCCCUCACCCUCGAGCAGGUGCGUUCCGCCCUCACCCUCGAGCAGGUGCGUUCCGCCCUCACCCUCGAGCAGGUGCGUUCCGCCCUCACCCUCGAGCAGGUGCGUUCCGCCCUCACCCUCGAGCAGGUGCGUUCCGCCCUCACCCUCGAGCAGGUGCGUUCCGCCCUCACCCUCGAGCAGGUGCGUUCCGCCCUCACCCUCGAGCAGGUGCGUUCCGCCCUCACCCUCGAGCAGGUGCGUUCCGCCCUCACCCUCGAGCAGGUGCGUUCCGCCCUCACUCUCGAGCAGGUGCGUUCCGCCCUCACGCUCGAGCAGGUGCGUUCCGCCCUCACGCUCGAGCAGGUGCGUUCCGCCCUCACGCUCGAGCAGGUGCGUUCCGCCCUCACCCUCGAGCAGGUGCGUUCCGCCCUCACCCUCGAGCAGGUGCGUUCCGCCCUCACCCUCGAGCAGGUGCGUUCCGCCCUCACGCUCGAGCAGGUGCGUUCCGCCCUCACCCUCGAGCAGGUGCGUUCCGCCCUCACCCUCGAGCAGGUGCGUUCCGCCCUCACCCUCGAGCAGGUGCGUUCCGCCCUCACCCUCGAGCAGGUGCGUUCCGCCCUCACGCUCGAGCAGGUGCGUUCCGCCCUCACGCUCGAGCAGGUGCGUUCCGCCCUCACCCUCGAGCAGGUGCGUUCCGCCCUCACCCUCGAGCAGGUGCGUUCCGCCCUCACCCUCGAGCAGGUGCGUUCCGCCCUCACCCUCGAGCAGGUGCGUUCCGCCCUCACCCUCGAGCAGGUGCGUUCCGCCCUCACCCUCGAGCAGGUGCGUUCCGCCCUCACCCUCGAGCAGGUGCGUUCCGCCCUCACCCUCGAGCAGGUGCAAUCCGCCCUCACCCUCGAGCAGGUGCGUUCCGCCCUCACCCUCGAGCAGGUGCGUUCCGCCCUCACCCUCGAGCAGGUGCGUUCCGCCCUCACCCUCGAGCAGGUGCGUUCCGCCCUCACCCUCGAGCAGGUGCGUUCCGCCCUCACCCUCGAGCAGGUGCGUUCCGCCCUCACCCUCGAGCAGGUGCGUUCCGCCCUCACUCUCGAGCAGGUGCGUUCCGCCCUCACGCUCGAGCAGGUGCGUUCCGCCCUCACGCUCGAGCAGGUGCGUUCCGCCCUCACGCUCGAGCAGGUGCGUUCCGCCCUCACCCUCGAGCAGGUGCGUUCCGCCCUCACGCUCGAGCAGGUGCGUUCCGCCCUCACCCUCGAGCAGGUGCGUUCCGCCCUCACCCUCGAGCAGGUGCGUUCCGCCCUCACCCUCGAGCAGGUGCGUUCCGCCCUCACCCUCGAGCAGGUGCGUUCCGCCCUCACCCUCGAGCAGGUGCGUUCCGCCCUCACCCUCGAGCAGGUGCGUUCCGCCCUCACCCUCGAGCAGGUGCGUUCCGCCCUCACCCUCGAGCAGGUGCGUUCCGCCCUCACCCUCGAGCAAGUGCGUUCCGCCCUCACCCUCGAGCAGGUGCGUUCCGCCCUCACCCUCGAGCAGGUGCGUUCCGCCCUCACCCUCGAGCAGGUGCGUUCCGCCCUCACCCUCGAGCAGGUGCGUUCCGCCCUCACCCUCGAGCAGGUGCGUUCCGCCCUCACCCUCGAGCAGGUGCGUUCCGCCCUCACUCUCGAGCAGGUGCGUUCCGCCCUCACGCUCGAGCAGGUGCGUUCCGCCCUCACGCUCGAGCAGGUGCGUUCCGCCCUCACGCUCGAGCAGGUGCGUUCCGCCCUCACCCUCGAGCAGGUGCGUUCCGCCCUCACGCUCGAGCAGGUGCGUUCCGCCCUCACCCUCGAGCAGGUGCGUUCCGCCCUCACCCUCGAGCAGGUGCGUUCCGCCCUCACCCUCGAGCAGGUGCGUUCCGCCCUCACCCUCGAGCAGGUGCGUUCCGCCCUCACCCUCGAGCAGGUGCGUUCCGCCCUCACCCUCGAGCAGGUGCGUUCCGCCCUCACCCUCGAGCAGGUGCGUUCCGCCCUCACCCUCGAGCAGGUGCGUUCCGCCCUCACCCUCGAGCAGGUGCGUUCCGCCCUCACCCUCGAGCAGGUGCGUUCCGCCCUCACCCUCGAGCAGGUGCGUUCCGCCCUCACCCUCGAGCAGGUGCGUUCCGCCCUCACCCUCGAGCAGGUGCGUUCCGCCCUCACCCUCGAGCAGGUGCGUUCCGCCCUCACCCUCGAGCAGGUGCGUUCCGCCCUCACCCUCGAGCAGGUGCGUUCCGCCCUCACCCUCGAGCAGGUGCGUUCCGCCCUCACCCUCGAGCAGGUGCGUUCCGCCCUCACCCUCGAGCAGGUGCGUUCCGCCCUCACCCUCGAGCAGGUGCGUUCCGCCCUCACCCUCGAGCAGGUGCGUUCCGCCCUCACCCUCGAGCAAGUGCGUUCCGCCCUCACCCUCGAGCAGGUGCGUUCCGCCCUCACCCUCGAGCAGGUGCGUUCCGCCCUCACCCUCGAGCAGGUGCGUUCCGCCCUCACGCUCGAGCAGGUGCGUUCCGCCCUCACCCUCGAGCAGGUGCGUUCCGCCCUCACCCUCGAGCAGGUGCGUUCCGCCCUCACCCUCGAGCAGGUGCGUUCCGCCCUCACGCUCGAGCAGGUGCGUUCCGCCCUCACCCUCGAGCAGGUGCGUUCCGCCCUCACCCUCGAGCAGGUGCGUUCCGCCCUCACCCUCGAGCAGGUGCGUUCCGCCCUCAUCCUCGAGCAGGUGCGUUCCGCCCUCACCCUCGAGCAGGUGCGUUCCGCCCUCACGCUCGAGCAGGUGCGUUCCGCCCUCACGCUCGAGCAGGUGCGUUCCGCCCUCACGCUCGAGCAGGUGCGUUCCGCCCUCACCCUCGAGCAGGUGCGUUCCGCCCUCACGCUCGAGCAGGUGCGUUCCGCCCUCACCCUCGAGCAGGUGCGUUCCGCCCUCACCCUCGAGCAGGUGCGUUCCGCCCUCACCCUCGAGCAGGUGCGUUCCGCCCUCACCCUCGAGCAGGUGCGUUCCGCCCUCACGCUCGAGCAGGUGCGUUCCGCCCUCACGCUCGAGCAGGUGCGUUCCGCCCUCACCCUCGAGCAGGUGCGUUCCGCCCUCACGCUCGAGCAGGUGCGUUCCGCCCUCACCCUCGAGCAGGUGCGUUCCGCCCUCACCCUCGAGCAGGUGCGUUCCGCCCUCACCCUCGAGCAGGUGCGUUCCGCCCUCACUCUCGAGCAGGUGCGUUCCGCCCUCACGCUCGAGCAGGUGCGUUCCGCCCUCACGCUCGAGCAGGUGCGUUCCGCCCUCACGCUCGAGCAGGUGCGUUCCGCCCUCACCCUCGAGCAGGUGCGUUCCGCCCUCACGCUCGAGCAGGUGCGUUCCGCCCUCACCCUCGAGCAGGUGCGUUCCGCCCUCACCCUCGAGCAGGUGCGUUCCGCCCUCACCCUCGAGCAGGUGCGUUCCGCCCUCACCCUCGAGCAGGUGCGUUCCGCCCUCACGCUCGAGCAGGUGCGUUCCGCCCUCACGCUCGAGCAGGUGCGUUCCGCCCUCACCCUCGAGCAGGUGCGUUCCGCCCUCACCCUCGAGCAGGUGCGUUCCGCCCUCACCCUCGAGCAGGUGCGUUCCGCCCUCACCCUCGAGCAGGUGCGUUCCGCCCUCACCCUCGAGCAGGUGCGUUCCGCCCUCACGCUCGAGCAGGUGCGUUCCGCCCUCACGCUCGAGCAGGUGCGUUCCGCCCUCACCCUCGAGCAGGUGCGUUCCGCCCUCACGCUCGAGCAGGUGCGUUCCGCCCUCACCCUCGAGCAGGUGCGUUCCGCCCUCACGCUCGAGCAGGUGCGUUCCGCCCUCACGCUCGAGCAGGUGCGUUCCGCCCUCACCCUCGAGCAGGUGCGUUCCGCCCUCACGCUCGAGCAGGUGCGUUCCGCCCUCACCCUCGAGCAGGUGCGUUCCGCCCUCACCCUCGAGCAGGUGCGUUCCGCCCUCACCCUCGAGCAGGUGCGUUCCGCCCUCACCCUCGAGCAGGUGCGUUCCGCCCUCACGCUCGAGCAGGUGCGUUCCGCCCUCACGCUCGAGCAGGUGCGUUCCGCCCUCACCCUCGAGCAGGUGCGUUCCGCCCUCACGCUCGAGCAGGUGCGUUCCGCCCUCACCCUCGAGCAGGUGCGUUCCGCCCUCACCCUCGAGCAGGUGCGUUCCGCCCUCACCCUCGAGCAGGUGCGUUCCGCCCUCACUCUCAAGCAGGUGCGUUCCGCCCUCACGCUCGAGCAGGUGCGUUCCGCCCUCACGCUCGAGCAGGUGCGUUCCGCCCUCACGCUCGAGCAGGUGCGUUCCGCCCUCACCCUCGAGCAGGUGCGUUCCGCCCUCACGCUCGAGCAGGUGCGUUCCGCCCUCACCCUCGAGCAGGUGCGUUCCGCCCUCACCCUCGAGCAGGUGCGUUCCGCCCUCACCCUCGAGCAGGUGCGUUCCGCCCUCACCCUCGAGCAGGUGCGUUCCGCCCUCACGCUCGAGCAGGUGCGUUCCGCCCUCACGCUCGAGCAGGUGCGUUCCGCCCUCACCCUCGAGCAGGUGCGUUCCGCCCUCACCCUCGAGCAGGUGCGUUCCGCCCUCACCCUCGAGCAGGUGCGUUCCGCCCUCACCCUCGAGCAGGUGCGUUCCGCCCUCACCCUCGAGCAGGUGCGUUCCGCCCUCACGCUCGAGCAGGUGCGUUCCGCCCUCACGCUCGAGCAGGUGCGUUCCGCCCUCACCCUCGAGCAGGUGCGUUCCGCCCUCACGCUCGAGCAGGUGCGUUCCGCCCUCACCCUCGAGCAGGUGCGUUCCGCCCUCACCCUCGAGCAGGUGCGUUCCGCCCUCACCCUCGAGCAGGUGCGUUCCGCCCUCACCCUCGAGCAGGUGCGUUCCGCCCUCACCCUCGAGCAGGUGCGUUCCGCCCUCACGCUCGAGCAGGUGCGUUCCGCCCUCACGCUCGAGCAGGUGCGUUCCGCCCUCACCCUCGAGCAGGUGCGUUCCGCCCUCACGCUCGAGCAGGUGCGUUCCGCCCUCACCCUCGAGCAGGUGCGUUCCGCCCUCACCCUCGAGCAGGUGCGUUCCGCCCUCACGCUCGAGCAGGUGCGUUCCGCCCUCACGCUCGAGCAGGUGCGUUCCGCCCUCACCCUCGAGCAGGUGCGUUCCGCCCUCACGCUCGAGCAGGUGCGUUCCGCCCUCACCCUCGAGCAGGUGCGUUCCGCCCUCACCCUCGAGCAGGUGCGUUCCGCCCUCACCCUCGAGCAGGUGCGUUCCGCCCUCACUCUCAAGCAGGUGCGUUCCGCCCUCACGCUCGAGCAGGUGCGUUCCGCCCUCACGCUCGAGCAGGUGCGUUCCGCCCUCACGCUCGAGCAGGUGCGUUCCGCCCUCACCCUCGAGCAGGUGCGUUCCGCCCUCACGCUCGAGCAGGUGCGUUCCGCCCUCACCCUCGAGCAGGUGCGUUCCGCCCUCACCCUCGAGCAGGUGCGUUCCGCCCUCACCCUCGAGCAGGUGCGUUCCGCCCUCACUCUCGAGCAGGUGCGUUCCGCCCUCACGCUCGAGCAGGUGCGUUCCGCCCUCACGCUCGAGCAGGUGCGUUCCGCCCUCACGCUCGAGCAGGUGCGUUCCGCCCUCACCCUCGAGCAGGUGCGUUCCGCCCUCACGCUCGAGCAGGUGCGUUCCGCCCUCACCCUCGAGCAGGUGCGUUCCGCCCUCACCCUCGAGCAGGUGCGUUCCGCCCUCACCCUCGAGCAGGUGCGUUCCGCCCUCACCCUCGAGCAGGUGCGUUCCGCCCUCACGCUCGAGCAGGUGCGUUCCGCCCUCACGCUCGAGCAGGUGCGUUCCGCCCUCACCCUCGAGCAGGUGCGUUCCGCCCUCACCCUCGAGCAGGUGCGUUCCGCCCUCACCCUCGAGCAGGUGCGUUCCGCCCUCACCCUCGAGCAGGUGCGUUCCGCCCUCACCCUCGAGCAGGUGCGUUCCGCCCUCACGCUCGAGCAGGUGCGUUCCGCCCUCACGCUCGAGCAGGUGCGUUCCGCCCUCACCCUCGAGCAGGUGCGUUCCGCCCUCACGCUCGAGCAGGUGCGUUCCGCCCUCACCCUCGAGCAGGUGCGUUCCGCCCUCACGCUCGAGCAGGUGCGUUCCGCCCUCACGCUCGAGCAGGUGCGUUCCGCCCUCACCCUCGAGCAGGUGCGUUCCGCCCUCACGCUCGAGCAGGUGCGUUCCGCCCUCACCCUCGAGCAGGUGCGUUCCGCCCUCACCCUCGAGCAGGUGCGUUCCGCCCUCACCCUCGAGCAGGUGCGUUCCGCCCUCACCCUCGAGCAGGUGCGUUCCGCCCUCACGCUCGAGCAGGUGCGUUCCGCCCUCACGCUCGAGCAGGUGCGUUCCGCCCUCACCCUCGAGCAGGUGCGUUCCGCCCUCACGCUCGAGCAGGUGCGUUCCGCCCUCACCCUCGAGCAGGUGCGUUCCGCCCUCACCCUCGAGCAGGUGCGUUCCGCCCUCACCCUCGAGCAGGUGCGUUCCGCCCUCACUCUCAAGCAGGUGCGUUCCGCCCUCACGCUCGAGCAGGUGCGUUCCGCCCUCACGCUCGAGCAGGUGCGUUCCGCCCUCACGCUCGAGCAGGUGCGUUCCGCCCUCACCCUCGAGCAGGUGCGUUCCGCCCUCACGCUCGAGCAGGUGCGUUCCGCCCUCACCCUCGAGCAGGUGCGUUCCGCCCUCACCCUCGAGCAGGUGCGUUCCGCCCUCACCCUCGAGCAGGUGCGUUCCGCCCUCACCCUCGAGCAGGUGCGUUCCGCCCUCACGCUCGAGCAGGUGCGUUCCGCCCUCACGCUCGAGCAGGUGCGUUCCGCCCUCACCCUCGAGCAGGUGCGUUCCGCCCUCACCCUCGAGCAGGUGCGUUCCGCCCUCACCCUCGAGCAGGUGCGUUCCGCCCUCACCCUCGAGCAGGUGCGUUCCGCCCUCACCCUCGAGCAGGUGCGUUCCGCCCUCACGCUCGAGCAGGUGCGUUCCGCCCUCACGCUCGAGCAGGUGCGUUCCGCCCUCACCCUCGAGCAGGUGCGUUCCGCCCUCACGCUCGAGCAGGUGCGUUCCGCCCUCACCCUCGAGCAGGUGCGUUCCGCCCUCACCCUCGAGCAGGUGCGUUCCGCCCUCACCCUCGAGCAGGUGCGUUCCGCCCUCACCCUCGAGCAGGUGCGUUCCGCCCUCACCCUCGAGCAGGUGCGUUCCGCCCUCACCCUCGAGCAGGUGCGUUCCGCCCUCACCCUCGAGCAGGUGCGUUCCGCCCUCACCCUCGAGCAGGUGCGUUCCGCCCUCACCCUCGAGCAGGUGCGUUCCGCCCUCACCCUCGAGCAGGUGCGUUCCGCCCUCACCCUCGAGCAGGUGCGUUCCGCCCUCACCCUCGAGCAGGUGCGUUCCGCCCUCACCCUCGAGCAGGUGCGUUCCGCCCUCACCCUCGAGCAGGUGCGUUCCGCCCUCACCCUCGAGCAGGUGCGUUCCGCCCUCACCCUCGAGCAGGUGCGUUCCGCCCUCACCCUCGAGCAGGUGCGUUCCGCCCUCACCCUCGAGCAGGUGCGUUCCGCCCUCACCCUCGAGCAGGUGCGUUCCGCCCUCACCCUCGAGCAGGUGCGUUCCGCCCUCACCCUCGAGCAGGUGCGUUCCGCCCUCACUCUCGAGCAGGUGCGUUCCGCCCUCACGCUCGAGCAGGUGCGUUCCGCCCUCACGCUCGAGCAGGUGCGUUCCGCCCUCACGCUCGAGCAGGUGCGUUCCGCCCUCACCCUCGAGCAGGUGCGUUCCGCCCUCACGCUCGAGCAGGUGCGUUCCGCCCUCACGCUCGAGCAGGUGCGUUCCGCCCUCACCCUCGAGCAGGUGCGUUCCGCCCUCACCCUCGAGCAGGUGCGUUCCGCCCUCACCCUCGAGCAGGUGCGUUCCGCCCUCACCCUCGAGCAGGUGCGUUCCGCCCUCACCCUCGAGCAGGUGCGUUCCGCCCUCACGCUCGAGCAGGUGCGUUCCGCCCUCACGCUCGAGCAGGUGCGUUCCGCCCUCACCCUCGAGCAGGUGCGUUCCGCCCUCACGCUCGAGCAGGUGCGUUCCGCCCUCACCCUCGAGCAGGUGCGUUCCGCCCUCACCCUCGAGCAGGUGCGUUCCGCCCUCACCCUCGAGCAGGUGCGUUCCGCCCUCACCCUCGAGCAGGUGCGUUCCGCCCUCACCCUCGAGCAGGUGCGUUCCGCCCUCACCCUCGAGCAGGUGCGUUCCGCCCUCACCCUCGAGCAGGUGCGUUCCGCCCUCACCCUCGAGCAGGUGCGUUCCGCCCUCACCCUCGAGCAGGUGCGUUCCGCCCUCACCCUCGAGCAGGUGCGUUCCGCCCUCACCCUCGAGCAGGUGCGUUCCGCCCUCACCCUCGAGCAGGUGCGUUCCGCCCUCACCCUCGAGCAGGUGCGUUCCGCCCUCACCCUCGAGCAGGUGCGUUCCGCCCUCACCCUCGAGCAGGUGCGUUCCGCCCUCACCCUCGAGCAGGUGCGUUCCGCCCUCACCCUCGAGCAGGUGCGUUCCGCCCUCACCCUCGAGCAGGUGCGUUCCGCCCUCACCCUCGAGCAGGUGCGUUCCGCCCUCACCCUCGAGCAGGUGCGUUCCGCCCUCACCCUCGAGCAGGUGCGUUCCGCCCUCACUCUCGAGCAGGUGCGUUCCGCCCUCACGCUCGAGCAGGUGCGUUCCGCCCUCACGCUUGAGCAGGUGCGUUCCGCCCUCACGCUCGAGCAGGUGCGUUCCGCCCUCACCCUCGAGCAGGUGCGUUCCGCCCUCACGCUCGAGCAGGUGCGUUCCGCCCUCACCCUCGAGCAGGUGCGUUCCGCCCUCACGCUCGAGCAGGUGCGUUCCGCCCUCACCCUCGAGCAGGUGCGUUCCGCCCUCACCCUCGAGCAGGUGCGUUCCGCCCUCACCCUCGAGCAGGUGCGUUCCGCCCUCACCCUCGAGCAGGUGCGUUCCGCCCUCACCCUCGAGCAGGUGCGUUCCGCCCUCACCCUCGAGCAGGUGCGUUCCGCCCUCACCCUCGAGCAGGUGCGUUCCGCCCUCACCCUCGAGCAGGUGCGUUCCGCCCUCACCCUCGAGCAGGUGCGUUCCGCCCUCACGCUCGAGCAGGUGCGUUCCGCCCUCACCCUCGAGCAGGUGCGUUCCGCCCUCACCCUCGAGCAGGUGCGUUUCGCCCUCACCCUCGAGCAGGUGCGUUCCGCCCUCACCCUCGAGCAGGUGCGUUCCGCCCUCACCCUCGAGCAGGUGCGUUCCGCCCUCACCCUCGAGCAGGUGCGUUCCGCCCUCACCCUCGAGCAGGUGCGUUCCGCCCUCACCCUCGAGCAGGUGCGUUCCGCCCUCCAGUCAACCGCGCUGCCCUCCUCUCCAUGCACCACACAUUCUCUGCCCUCCAGGACACGCAGUGCCCACGCUCACUCUAGUCACAUCCUCUCGAAACUCCGCACUCACAUCCAGUCUGCAUUCACGCUAGCCACGUUCUGUUGA
Molecule: messenger RNA, 36090 nt
Organism: Closterium sp. Naga37s-1
Lineage: Eukaryota; Viridiplantae; Streptophyta; Zygnematophyceae; Desmidiales; Closteriaceae
Source: the annotation of a GenBank genome assembly